Messenger RNA from Alexandromys fortis (reed vole), 4697 nucleotides. RefSeq names its product kelch like family member 10 (gene Klhl10). Gene Ontology annotation, molecular function: protein binding. Bases 1 to 1311 code for a protein of 436 amino acids. The transcript has 4 exons. The record is from RefSeq and is a predicted model, not a curated record. NCBI's taxonomy places the organism in Eukaryota, Metazoa, Chordata, Mammalia, Rodentia, Cricetidae.
AUGGAGAUGGAGAACGCGGCGGCCUCCAGCCGGUUCCGCCAGCCUCACAUGGAGAGGAAGAUGAGUGCGAUGACCUGUGAGAUCUUCAACGAGCUUCGACUCGAGGGCAAGCUCUGCGAUGUGGUCAUCAGAGUCAACGGCUUGGAGUUCAAUGCCCACAAGAACAUCCUCUGUAGCUGCAGCUCCUACUUCAGAGCUUUGUUUACAAGUGGCUGGAACAACACGGAGAAGAAGGUUUACAACAUUCCCGGUAUUUCCCCCGACAUGAUGAAGCUGAUUAUUGAGUAUGCGUACACUCGGACCGUGCCAAUCACCCCUGACAAUGUGGAGAGGCUGCUGGCUGCUGCCGACCAGUUUAACAUCAUGGGCAUUGUUAGGGGUUGUUGCGAGUUCCUCAAGUCGGAGCUGUGUCUGGAUAACUGCAUCGGCAUCUGCAAGUUCACGGACUACUACUACUGCCCGGAGCUGAGGCAGAAGGCCUACAUGUUCAUCCUGCACAACUUCGAGGAGAUGGUGAAAGUCUCAGCGGAGUUUCUGGAGCUCUCGGUCACUGAACUCAAGGACAUCAUCGAGAAAGAUGAGCUCAACGUGAAGCAGGAGGACGCUGUAUUUGAGGCCAUUUUAAAGUGGAUUUCUCACGACCCUCAAAAUAGGAAGCAACAUAUUUCAGUUUUGCUUCCUAAGGUCAAGUUUGGAUAUUCUUUGCAAAGGCUUAGUUGCUUGCGUUCGACUGGUUUAUCCAGAGGGACCAUCCCUAAGAGCCACAGAGCCCAGGGUUGUGCCAACGUCUACAUAUGUGGUGGGUUUAAUGGAAACGAAUGCCUGUUUACAGCAGAAGUGUACAACACUGAGAGCAAUCAGUGGACAGUCAUUGCACCCAUGAGGAGCAGGAGGAGUGGAAUAGGUGUAAUUGCUUACGGGGAACAUGUAUACGCAGUAGGUGGCUUUGAUGGAGCUAAUCGACUGAGGAGUGCAGAAGCCUACAGUCCAGUGGCUAAUACGUGGCGCACAAUCCCCACUAUGUUUAAUCCUCGUAGCAAUUUUGGUAUCGAGGUAGUGGACGACCUCUUGUUUGUGGUGGGUGGCUUUAAUGGCUUUACCACCACCUUUAAUGUUGAGUGCUAUGAUGAAAAGACCGAUGAGUGGUAUGACGCUCACGACAUGAGCAUAUACCGCAGUGCUCUGAGCUGCUGCGUGGUGCCAGGGCUAGCCAAUGUUGGGGAGUAUGCAGCUAGACGGGACAACUUCACAGGAUUAGCACUGCGAGAUGAAGUAAAGUAUUCCGCUUCGACAAGUACCCUACCUGUAUGAGCCUCUUCAUUUAGCUAAUAAAAAGUCUAAGCAAUAAGAAUUAAUUCUUUUUUUAAAUAAAUGCAGUGUUUAAACUUGUAAGAGUACUGGAAAAUGUUCAACUUAAGGGAAGCAAGGGUUGGAUAAAUGAGGGAGUUAAAGAAGGUGAUUAUUUUCAACAGUGCAUAAUUAAGAAAAGAACCACACAGUAUAAAACCAGCUCUACAGAAAUACGUUUAUUGAAAACUUACAUUUAGACAAUUAGUAACUUGAACACGAGCAAGAUAGCUUCAGGAACAUAAACAUAUCUCAGAGUGUUCUAAAUACUAUAUCUCCUCUAAUCUGAAGGGAGAUAACCAAGAUUCUAUCUUGCAUAGGGGCUUGGGUGCCACUAAGCCAAGAAAACUGUUUUUAAACUAAAUGCUUAUUUUACAAAUAACACGACUAGCACCAGCCCAUGGAUGGUAAAAUCUUCAAACACCUAGCAAGUACUGUGUUUCACAGGUGCAGGAAGCAGGAGGGGUAACUGAAUUAACAAGUGCUUCAAGGUACCACACUCCUAGCAAGGGUCACAGAGUAAGCCAAAAGCUCUGUAAGGGUUGCAGUGAACAGUGAAUUGGCUAAAUAAAGUCCUUGCAGCAAAUGACUACUUUGUAAAGUUACUGUCAUUGUAUUAUUACAACUCUCAACAACUGUUUGGUUUUAUGACCAGAACAUGUGCUAGAAGUAUAACAACAAAAUGGACUUUCCUCAAGAAAAUAACAAACGGAGUGACGAGUCGUGCCAAAAUGUUUAAUGGCUGAGAACAGACUGAACUGUUGCUCAAAUAGUCUAGGGUCGAAGCACCGCAUUUCUCUAGUGUAGACGAAUGCUUCACAACACCAUAUAUGUUCAAAGACACGAAAUGUGACUAACAUGCCCUUUGCACGUAAGCUUAGUUCAGAAGGUACCAGAAAGAGGUCCUGUAUACUUUAUUAGACCAAGUAGCUAAAAUAUGUAACACAGCUCCAGUCUACUUAUAGUGUUGACACUUGAAUCAGGAAGCAGAAAAGGAAGUAUUUCAAACACACCACAUGCUACAGUCAGAGAGGAAAGUGUGCACAAGAACCUGCCUACCAGCUAUGACAGGGCUGAACACAAAGGUGCUCUCUGGCUUCAGACCGAGUGUCUGUAUUUUAAUAGCUCAGUAGUUUAAAAGAAUUUUUGGUCCCAGAAAUACUACACACAACCAGGUAACCAAAACAAAACUGAUGUCAGUUAAAUUUUAAGUGUUCUUAACAAAAAUGUUACUUUGAACUGGCACAGAAAAGCAAAGCUAUCAGGAUACACAAGACUAAUCAUGCAAGUGAUGAUCGCUUAAACCCUAAGCUCACGACUGACAUUCUCAACCUAAAAGGUAGACAGGAAGGGCCCAUUAUGAUGUGGAAGUAGCCUUACUCCAAGUAAUGGACAGUCGUACCUUUUUUGGUAUAAUGGAGUUCUUUCCAACAUAGAAAAAUAAAACAAAACAAAGGUUCACUUGAAUACAUUUAAGUUUUUUUUAAAAAGCUAUGUUUAUAACUUUUCACAAAGAGCUUUAUUAGACUUGCACGAUUAUUAUUAUUAUAAAUACUGUUAUGUCCAGUUUAAAAUUUCAGAAUGUCAGCCUUGAACAGAUUUAAGCAAAUCUGGUUUCUUCCCUUCCUAACAGGUUAGUUAGAGUAUUUAAGAGACACAAGUUAUGGUGAAGCCACACACGUGAAUUCACGUAUGAACAUUAGAAACUUGGUAGUCAGGAAAACCUGCACACCAUCAUGCAAGGAAGGACUUACCCCUUCAUUCAGCCAGGGUCUAGGCUGCCUGCUGAGUCAAAAAAACAGUGGUUUCAAUCAAGUUUUUAAAACCAGAUUAUACCUAAACCUUAGGAGUUAUAUUGUCUGCCAAAAAAUAAAGGGGGGGGGGGGAGAAAAAAAGAUGGCCCUAUUAACAACUUGGUGAUGACAGCCCCAAAAUACAAUUCUGGGACCAAAAAGUCAAAAAUCAAAAUAUAUGACAUUCUUCUGGAGAAAGCUGGCAUCCUGAUGAAAUAUUAAAUGAUUUGCUUGUAAAAUUAGAGAUAAAGGCAAGCUUCCUUCAGUGCACAGACCUCUUAUAACUAAGGAAUGCUUCUCAGAAUCCAAAGGCUUAUUUAUGUUAUGAAGGUAACCACAGAGGGCUGGGAAGCAACCCAGUUGGCAGAGUAUUUCCCUAGCGUGUGCAAGGCCCUGCGUUCAGUUCCCAGCACUGUAAAACACACCAACCUAAAGAAACCCAAAGGAUGGAAACUGAGAAAAAGUUAAGGGAAAAGGGGAGGAUAAUAGAUCCUUUAUGCGGAAAGGACUUGUGGUUUCCCAGACUCACUUCAGUUUAAGUUAAAUGGCUUUAAAGCACAUUUCCAACAUAGCUAUUCACCCUUGUCCUGGGCAAGAACACUAAUUUAGACGCUUCAAGAAAAUUAUCAGUACAGAAUCCAAGAACAUUAAGCAAAUGGCUUAAAUUUCUGGUUGUGCUUCUGUUAUUUUAUCACACAAUAAAGUUAACUCUAGUAUAAUCGGGGAAGUCUAGAUCACUCUUCUUGGACUUUUCCAGAAUGAGAGGAGAUGAAGACAUUCUUAAAUUUAAAAGUCAGAUUUACAAUACAAACCAUCAAGAGUCUUUAUUUUAUAUUAUUUAUGUACUCUAUUAUUAGUUACCCUUUUGUUGUUGGUUAGUUUGAGGCAGGGUCUCACAUGUAUACUAACUAGACUGGCUCAGAACUCCUGAUCUUCUUCUUGACUUUGCUUCCCAAAUGCUCCGAUCACAGAUGAGCACUUCCAUACCCAAUUUUUAAUUAAUUAGAUGUUUGUGUCUGCUUGUGGAUAUGUCCAUGUGAAUGAAUGCGGGUGCCCACAGGGGCCAUGGGUAUUAGAUCCCCUAAAGGCGGAGUUAUAGAGGCUUGUGAGCUGCCUGAAGUGGUGUGGGAACCAAACUCAGUGGAAAAAAAGCAAAUGUUCUUAGCUGAUGAUCCAUCUCUCCAGCCCACUGAACAGGAGUCUAUGCUGAGUGUUGAAAGAUUUAGCCUGAAUACUAACUUGCAUAAAGCCCAGGAGUGUAUAGAAACUCAAAAUAUGGGUGUUCCUUGAUGUAACUUCCUUGAGGUCAAAGCCCAUUAGAGGAUGGGACCUAUUAGUGAUGCCACCUUGAGAAUUAUCCGCACUCCUAACUGCUUUAUAUAUUGCUGUGUGUAUGACUAUUCAGAAGUGGUGACUGCACAGGUCUGAUAAAGGCCCUACAAUGUCAAGACAACAUUCCUCUAUUCUGCUGGAGAGCAGUGUUGCUCUAAAUAUGCAUGCUUAAUGUAAAUGUGUUCUCUAAGCUUGUUAAAAAAAAAAAAAACCCUUGAACAUGAA